AGCUCCGUACCCCUAUCGGGUAAAUACCACCAGCUUGAACCUUCGCCGUUUAAAUCCCCACUGGGCCGGUGUAGUUCGCCUCAAACGCUUGCCAUGUCGCAUCCAAGGUCAGCCGCCCAUCCACCACGAGGAAAACACCAGUACUUUGCUGACAUCAACCCUCCUUUGCUUCCCUAUUCGAGGAGGGUUGUCUUCCGCGAUGAAUACUUAAAGGGUAUCCAUUCCUGCCGUUGUUAGUUUGAGCCAAAGUGUCUUUAUCCAUUCGCAUCAUCGUCUUGACUUUUUCCUUUCUUUUUCUUUUCGCAUUUAAUAUUAUUGCUUAUAACUAUUCUUGUCGGCCGGUCCGUCUUUCUACCCAUCCAUCAUGAAGUUCUCCACGGCGCUCGCCUGUCUGGCCACCACUACAGCCACCAUCCGCGCCGCUCCCAGCCCACACAUGUGCAACACACAGGUCGCCAUCGGCGACCUCGUCCCGGAAUUCGGCGUCGUCCCCGGCACCGACCGCGACGUCAUCCAGACGGGCAGCUGCAGCGGGUUCAACGGGAAGGAGCGGAUCCCGAUCCCCUGCUCCUGCCCCCCCGGCCGGGACGAGUUCGUCGCCAGGCUGGAAGCCGCUCUGCUGGUGGGGAACGUGUUUGGAGAUCCCAUAUCUUUCAGCAGUGAUGCGUCGGACCAGUCUGUCGACACCAACCGGGCGCGUGCUACAGCUUCUGUCAUUCUCCUGCAGAGCUUCAACGGGAAGAAGGGUGACGGGUGCCCUGUCGCUGCUGCGCCGAACUUGAUGACGAUGCAGGUCACUGGCGUUAGGAGCGAUAAAAUAUUCGUGGGAUGAUUAGACAGUGACGAUUCAUUGUGUUUCGUUCCGAAGGUAUUAGACUGUGUUCUUAAGCCUGGCGCAACUCUCGCUGAUAUAAUUAUUUGAGGGGAUAAAAGUAAUUCUGCCUCCAUCUCGAUUUAGGACAUGGCAUGGAAACACUGACGUGAUCAUGAGACUUGGAAAUUCUGACCCAUACCUCUUCUUUGCUUUUGGUUUGGGCUCGAAGCUAUUUACAGGAGAUGAU
This is a messenger RNA of Phialemonium atrogriseum, 1061 nucleotides long. RefSeq lists its product as uncharacterized. The record is from RefSeq and is a predicted model, not a curated record. Lineage: Eukaryota; Fungi; Ascomycota; Sordariomycetes; Cephalothecales; Cephalothecaceae. The coding region runs from base 365 to 832 and encodes 155 amino acids. The transcript has a single exon.